This is a messenger RNA of Plutella xylostella (diamondback moth), 930 nucleotides long. It is a transcript of the gene Trx2, whose product is annotated as Thioredoxin 2. NCBI's taxonomy places the organism in Eukaryota, Metazoa, Arthropoda, Insecta, Lepidoptera, Plutellidae. The record is from RefSeq and is a predicted model, not a curated record. Gene Ontology annotation, molecular function: protein-disulfide reductase activity.
GCUGGCAACCCUGUUUUUUUUUUAUUCGUCCAUUUUCUUCUUUUGACUUUUUGAUCGACGUUUGCCGUGUGUGUCGUGUGCCGAUUCUUGUAAUCUUCAAUAUUUAUUGAAAUUCCAUCACCUCGUGUUUCCCGGUUUCGGAUUUUACUCACAAUCAGCCAUGUCGAUCCACAUCAAAGAUGCCGAGGACCUGAAGACCCGCCUGUCAGCCGCGGGAGACAAGCUGGUCAUCAUCGACUUCAUGGCCACGUGGUGCGGCCCCUGCAAGAUGAUCGGGCCCAAGCUCGACGAGAUGGCCGCUGAGAUGGCCGACUCUAUCGUCGUACUUAAGGUCGACGUGGACGAGUGUGAAGACGUGGCGGCCGAGUACAACAUCAACUCAAUGCCGACAUUCGUCUUCGUGAAGUCCUCCAAGAAAAUCGAGGAAUUCUCGGGCGCCAACCCCGACAAACUCAAGCAGGUCAUCCUCAAGCACAAGUAAAUUCUCAACUGGCAACCCUGAGCGUGCGUCAAAAUGGCGGCAAAACAAAAUGGCCGCUGACCACGUGCGUUUUAGGUUAUGUUGCAAAACACGCCGCAAAUACCACAUAAUAAGAUAAUAAUGUACGUUUCAUUUUGUUUUUCACAUAGAUUACUUACCUGCAGGAUUAAGGUUUUUAUUAUUGUUUGUUUUUUAGAGAACACGAUGCAUCAUAAUUCGUAAGUGGUGAUAUAUUUUUGUAUAUUUAUCUCGUCAGUGUCUUAUUGUUGUAUUUAGAGAAGCACCCCAGUUAGUAAAAUUGUGGUUUUUUAUACGCAAAUUGUUCAAUAUUUGUAUUUAAUUGGGUGCGAGCACCUGUGAUAGGGUCAACAAACUGUAUUAUUUCUUGUGUAUCGCAUUUUAUGUAUGUUGCAGAGUAUUGUUACUUCAAUAAAUAUUACCAAUUACAA